Dermochelys coriacea (leatherback sea turtle) is the source of this 3002-nucleotide messenger RNA. RefSeq names its product B9 domain containing 1 (gene B9D1). The transcript has 7 exons. The record is from RefSeq and is a predicted model, not a curated record. NCBI's taxonomy places the organism in Eukaryota, Metazoa, Chordata, Testudines, Dermochelyidae. The coding region runs from base 200 to 823 and encodes 207 amino acids. Gene Ontology annotation, cellular component: MKS complex. Gene Ontology annotation, biological process: cilium assembly.
GGCGGGAUCCCAAAGGGGAGUAUGGGGAGGGGGGAUGGGAGAGGCGGGGUUCUACCCCUGAGAGCCUGCGCAGCCCCUUGACCUCCCCCCCCCCUUCGCGCUGCGCUCGCUGGCAGGAAGUUUGUCCCGGCCGCCUCGCCGUCCGGUAUCCAAGGCGGGCCGGGAGAGCGGCCCCUAGCAACGGGCCGGGAGCGGGGCCAUGGCCGCCGCCGCCGCCCCCCCCACCGUCUUCCUGCUCAUGGUGAACGGGCAGAUCGAAAGCGCCCGGUUCCCCCAGUUCGACCAUCUCUACUGCAAGUACUGCUUCGCCUACGGCCCCGACUGGGCCCCCACCACGGGUUUGGAAGAGGGAAUAUCUCAGAUCACCUCUAAAAACAGAGAUGCACAGCAAGCCCUUGUGUGGAAUUUUCCAAUUGACAUCACCUUUAAAAGUACCAACCCCUCUGGCUGGCCACAAAUAGUGGUAAGCGUCUAUGGACCUGAUCUUUUCGGAAAUGAUGUCGUCCGAGGUUAUGGAGCUGUUCAUGUUCCGUUCACACCUGGAAGUCAUAGAAGAACCAUUCCUAUGUUUGUUCCAGAAUCCACGUCUAAGCUGCAAAAAAUUACAAGUUGGUUCAUGGGAAGACACCCAGAGUUCACUGACCCAAAAGUGGUAGCGCAGGGAGAAGGCCGAGAAGUGACCACGGUGCGAUCCCAAGGCUUUGUGACCAUUUCCUUCAACGUGGUGACUAAAGACAUGAAGAAGUUGGGCUAUGACGUAAGCCCGUCUGACAUGCAGAACCCUUCAAUAGUGUCUCUUACAGAUGGGAUUCAUAACCAUUAAAUGAUUGGUGGGUGGGAGAUUUUCAAAGGCACACAUAGGAGGCAAGCACCAUACUUGUACUGAUCUUCUAUUUUAAUAUGAAAGCUCAAGCCAUAAGGUGUUUUGCAAAAUACUUUUCUAUCAUAACCUUUUGUACAUUUUUUUUUAGUUAAUGAAUUGCCAGUUUACAUUUGUUUUUAAAAAAUAGUUCCAAUGUAUUCCAAAAAUCAGUGCAGGCCUAAAAUUGUGUACUAAUGUUUUUGAAGUGGUAGUGGGAAAUUCAAAUGGCCAUACCUUCCACAAGGAAGGGAAUCUGAGAAUAUUUCAGUGAAACAUUCAUGCACUUUCUUCUGCGAAAGCAAUAUUUCUUCUUCAGGCUGCUACUGCAGUGUUCCAUUAUAAUCCCAUUUGGAAGUGCUUUAGAACUAACUUGAUAAAAUAUUUCAUAUACAGUAAGAGUAAAUCCUUCCAAAAUUUUCAAUGAAAGCAGUUUGGCUUUUGCUUUUAAAAAAACUAUGAGACACAAGAAAAUGACGCUUCCAGUUCCCUUCCCCUCCCCUUCCCCCAAUCAAGCUUAAGCACACCAACAGCAACAAAAAAAUGGUUUGUUUUAGGGGGGAGUGGGGGAGGAGUUUACAGAGAGCUAAGUGUUUAAUAUCCCCUUGCUUGUGCAUUUACCUCUCAUUGGCACCAUUCAGAUUUAAGUGCAGAUAUUGCGGGAGAAAUAGAUCACAGUGUGAGGAUCUGGAAAAGAGCACGCAGCCUGAGUAAACAGGACGUGCACUCAGCCAUAAGCAAUGGGGAAUCCUCUGGUCCAACCUGUUACAGAUCCCCUCUGCUAUAAGGGAUUGGCAGGAGUAGCAAUCCGGGCCACCUCUUUCUGAUUAUGCAACUUUUUGGAAUUUGUGCAUUUUCUUUGUUAUUGCUGAAGGCACUUCUCCCCUUGUCCUCUUAGCCCAGCUCUUCUGUGUGUUCGAUUCCACAAUAAGCUAAAGUAAUAACUCUGUGAUGAUGGCAUCAGCCUUUUGCCAAUGAAAUGUGUGUGAUAUCACAAAUCCAGCAUUCGAAUGACAGUCCAGGAUAGGCUGUGAGGCAGAUAAUUGUUUAUAUGGGUCCUAUACCAUGGCUUUCAGUAACCAACAAACGUGGUAAGGAAAAUAACAUGCUGAAUUUCAAGUUUGAUUUACAAAGGUUUUCCUCACUGUUUGUAUAACCUUAGAAAUUGUCAUCACGUUGUUUCUUAUGACAGUACAUGGCAACAGCGCCAAAGCUAACACACUAUUCUCAGCUGACUGCAGUUUGAGGGUACAAAGAAAGGCCUUCAUUCUGAGGGUAUGUCUAUACUGCAAUAAAAGUCAUGGGCAAGGCCGCAGCUGGCGUAGGUCAGCUGACUUGUGCUGCAGGACUACAAAAUUGCAGCAUAGAUGUUUGGCCUCGGGCUGAAGUCCUGGUUCUGAGACCCUGGAAGGGAGGUGGGUCUUAGAGCCCAGGUGCCAGCCUGAGCCCAAAUGUCUAUGCUGCCAAUUUGAGCCCUGCAGCCCAAGCCUGAGUCAGCUGACCCGGCCACUGAGACUCGAUGCCAUAGGUUUUUUACUUCAGUGUAGACAUACGCUGAAUGUCCUCCCUUCCCUGACGUUUCACAUGACUCUUGGAUAAGCUGAUGUUAGCGCUCUGCAUUUGGAUUGAAUAAACCCAAAUAGCUAAAUAUUUAUAUUUUUUGUCUUUUGUGUGCUUUUUACCCCUUAGGGGAACCAUUUAUUAGUCCAAAGCAACACAAGCUCUAGUCUUCUUAUGAUCUUCCCACCAUUCUUUGUGUCCAAACUACGGAACUUAAAUCCAUAGUGAGACAUCUGAUUGUUUAGUCAAUUUGAGAGACUGUAUUUGGGUACGUAGAUUUGCAAAUUUUGACUUCAAAUACCACGAGAAGACCAGACUUAAUAUUCUUUCACCUUAUUUAUAAGUCACUGAGACAUUAAAAAGCCUUUGGAAAAACAAGCACAAAGAAAAACACAUUUUGAACCACUGCACAUCCAUAGUAAUAUUAAAUAAAGCAUACAACUUAUAGUACUAUAAUUCCUUAUGCAUGUAAAGCUGAACAAUGUGUUUUGUAAAUAUAAAUGACGAAGAUAUUGUAAAGCACCUUGGAAUUUUGUCUGUUCCUUAGUCAUUUUGUACUUUUAUAAAUGAUUUUACAAAUGUA